GUGUCGCUGCCUCUCACGGUAACAACAAGCUUAUCUUCGUGUUGUGGAAGCGAGCUGCGUAAACGUCGUUUCAGUUGUUUUUCUUCCAAACCGGCAUUUCUAAGAAGGAAAAGGCCGAAAAUGAGCGACGAGGACGACUUUCUGCAGAAAGCCAGACGUGGGUUUGAGGAUCUCUGUCGAGCUUUGAAUAUGGACGAAGAGGCGAGCACUGAGGCAUGGAAGAGCUACGAAAACACCAGCAGGAACUUCACCUUAGAGGGCAGUGAGCUGCACUGGCUGGCCUGUGCGCUGUAUGUGGCCUGCCGGUCCUCGGUGCCCACAGUGGGCAAAGGCACUGCAGAGGGGAACUACGUUUCUCUGACCAGAAUCUUACGCUGUGCAGAAAUGAGCCUGGUUGAGUUUUUUAAUAAGAUGAAGAAUUGGCAGGACAUGGUCAACGUGCCUCAGGAUUUCCGUCAGAAUGCAGAGAAACUGGAGAGGAACUUCACGGUGUCUGCAGUCAUCUUUAAGAAGUAUGUUCCCAUCUUCAAAACUAUCUUCAAAGCCCCGUCGGAUGACCCACCCCGAGUUCACAGAAGCCGUAAACAGAGACGCCAUCCAUGUACCGUUUCCGAAGUCUUCAACUUCUGCUGGAUUUUGUUCGUCCACGCUAAAGGUAACUUCCCAAUGAUCAGCGAUGACCUGGUGAACUCGUACCAUCUGCUGCUGUGCGCUCUCGACCUUGUCUUCACCAACGCUCUGCUGUGCAAUUCCAGGAAAGACUUGCUGAACCCAAACUUUAAAGGUCUGCCAGGGGACUUCAGCAAUAAGGACUACAGACCAACCUCAGGCCCACCCUGCUUCAUCCAGCAACUGUGUGAGCUGCAUGACGGCCUGGUGCUGGAGGCUAAAGGAGUCAAAGAACACUUCUGGAAGCCCUUCAUCAAGAAACUUUUCCAUAAGAGGAUUCUUCGAGGAAAAGAGGACAACCUGACUGGCUUUCUGGAUCCCAUGAACUUCGGUGACAGUUUUGCGUCUCUGAGCCGGGUGUAUGAGGAGCACGUGCUGGCCACCGGCAGCCUGGAUGAGAGGAUCUUCACUGGGGAGGGCGCCAACGAGGACAUUGGUACCCCGGGGCCGUGUCUGUGUGAAGGGAUGGAGAACCAGGACAGCAGCAGCUCCAGGCUUCACAGCAGCCUGACUGCCUCAGCUCUGAAGGUUUCCAGUCCUCUGACCGGUCAGAAAUAUGUUCAAGAAAACAACCUAUCAUCUCCAGUGUCAUCUGCCGUGCAGAGUGUGGGACGUCUCCACACCCUCUUGACAGGAACUAAACAAGGACCCAGCCCUAAACUAACAGAAACAUUAAGGUCAUGUGCUAGAGACCCCAGUGAUGCCGUCAACAAACGCCUCAAGGAAAUGUUUGAGUGUUUUACACAACAUUAUGAAGGCGGUCAGGAAGAGAACCAGGAAAUGGGAAAAGAUAUUGCAGUGAAAUAUUUUCACCUGGCAGAAGCACUGUACUUCAGGAUUCUGGAGUCCAUCAUCGAGCGAGAAAAGAUGAUCCUGGGGGAUGCUGACAUUUCUUGUAUUUUGGAACAAGACAUGUUUCAUCGCUCUCUGCUGGCCUGCUGUCUAGAGAUCGUCAUUUUCUCCUACAGACCUCCUGGGGAUUUCCCCAACAUGAUCAGCAUCUUCCAGAUCCCUGCAUAUCACUUCUAUAAGGUCAUAGAGGUGUUGGUGCGUUCGGAGCAGGGUCUGUAUCGAGAAGUAGUUAAACACCUGAACCAAGUGGAGGAGCAGGUAUUGGAAAGCCUUGCCUGGACCUGCGACUCGCCUCUCUGGGAGAGCCUCCGCCAAGCCAAAGACCGCAUCCCUUCCUGCCAGGAGGUGAUGCCUCCUCAAUAUCUGGAGCAACAUGAUGACAGCAGCACAGGCAGCGGCCCCCACACACCCAUCAGCCGUGGUCCUGACCUCACCUCCAACAGCGCUCUCAAAGGUGUGUCCCCCUCCCCCACCACCCUGCUGGACCGCUACAGCUCCCCGCCUGCUGGCUUGGCACGGAAGCGUCUGUUUGUCGAACCACUGGACAGUGAACUUGGAGUAACCUCCUCUAGUAAUAUCAGCAGCACCUCUACAGCACCAGCUUCAGUGGUCAAGACCGGCCAGGCCAGUAUAGUAACAGCCAUCCCAGCUGGGCAGACUUUGGUCACCAUGUCUGUUACUGCCAACAAUGGCCAGACUGUCACCAUCCCUGUGCAAGGAAUAGCUAAUGAGAGUGUAGGCAUCACUUUCAUCCCAGUCCAAGUGAGUGUGACUGGACAAGGUGGCACCACACUGCAACCACUGUCUGGGCAAACUCUGACGGGCACCCUCGCCGUCCAGUCAGCUGUCACCAAGCCAUCUACCAAACCAGCCAAAAGCACUCUGAGAAAAGGCUCACUGUCUCUGUUCUUCAGGAAGGUGUACCACCUCUCUAGUGUACGUCUUCGAGAUCUGUGUGCCAGACUGGAUAUCUCAUCAGACCUGAGAAGGAAGAUCUGGACAUGUUUUGAAUACUCUCUCGUCCAUUGUACUGAACUCAUGAUGGAUCGUCACCUGGACCAGCUGCUCAUGUGUGCUGUCUAUGUCAUGACAAAGGUGACUAAGGAGGACAAAUCUUUCCAGAACAUUAUGAAGUGUUACCGCUCCCAGCCUCAGGCCAACAGCAAUGUGUACAGGAGUGUGGUGAUCUCAGCGAGGAAGAGGCGUCACUCAGACAGCAACAACACCAACAAACAGAGUUCACCAACUGACACCAGCCAGGAUCCAGCUGGAGAAAAUAGUCCGGUAGGUGUCUGCUCCCAUAGCACCAUGCCUACCCCCCAGCCUGGCAGUGCUCCCUCCACCCCCACUGACACCAGCUCCAAGGCCACCUCCACACCUUUGGUUGUGGGUGAUGGAGAGGAGGAGCGAGGAGAUCUCAUUUGCUUCUACAACAACGUUUACAUCAAACAGAUGCGGCACUUUGCUGUGCGAUAUUCACCAAGGUCACCUUCAGAGGCGGACUGUCCACCAUUGUGUCCGUAUCCCACCCUGAGGACUGGGUCACCACGCCGCAUGCUGCUGUCCAGCAAACACUCCAUUUAUAUUUCACCACACAAGACUGACUCCACCCCAACACAGACAGCACCCCGAGACAAGCUCUACUAUUACAUCUGCGGCAGCCCCCCUAAUCGUCUUCAGGAGAUCAACAACAUGAUCCGUACUGGAGAGAGUCCCACCAGGAAGCGCAGCAUGCCUCUGGAGGAGGAGCCAUCAAACAAAAGGGUUUGUCCAGAUAACCACUCCGCCCUGCUCCGCCGACUGCAGGACAUUGCCAACGACCGCAGCUCCUCCCACUGACACACUGCAGCUCCUCCCACUGACACACUGCAGCUCCUCCCACUGACACACUGCAGCUCCUCCUACUGACACAC
Thalassophryne amazonica is the source of this 3434-nucleotide messenger RNA. RefSeq names its product retinoblastoma-like 2 (p130) (gene rbl2). Gene Ontology annotation, biological process: cell differentiation; negative regulation of G1/S transition of mitotic cell cycle; regulation of transcription by RNA polymerase II. The record is from RefSeq and is a predicted model, not a curated record. NCBI's taxonomy places the organism in Eukaryota, Metazoa, Chordata, Actinopteri, Batrachoidiformes, Batrachoididae. The coding region runs from base 121 to 3360 and encodes 1079 amino acids. Gene Ontology annotation, molecular function: RNA polymerase II transcription regulatory region sequence-specific DNA binding. Gene Ontology annotation, cellular component: nucleus; chromatin; transcription regulator complex. The transcript has 22 exons.